Molecule: messenger RNA, 1715 nt
Organism: Micropterus dolomieu (smallmouth bass)
Lineage: Eukaryota; Metazoa; Chordata; Actinopteri; Centrarchiformes; Centrarchidae
Gene: fuom
Product: fucose mutarotase
Exons: 6
Coding region: 72-536 (154 amino acids)
Biological process (GO): fucose metabolic process
Molecular function (GO): fucose binding; racemase and epimerase activity, acting on carbohydrates and derivatives
Source: RefSeq, a predicted model, not a curated record
AAGUAAGCUGCAGUGUCAGCUCUCACUUCGCUUCAGUACUCUCCGGUUCGCUCGUCUCUGUGGCUGUCAGUAUGGUCGUACUGAAAGGAAUCCCCUCUGUUUUAUCACCUGAACUGCUGUAUGCUCUCGCUAAAAUGGGCCAUGGGGAUGAACUGGUUCUUGCUGAUGCAAAUUUUCCAGCAUCUUCCAUUUGUGCUUGUGGUCCAAAAGAGAUUAGAGCUGAUGGUUUAGGAAUCCCACAGCUUUUGGAGGCCAUUUUGAAGCUGUUGCCUCUGGAUACCUAUGUCUCCUCUCCGGCAGCUGUCAUGGAUCUGGUAGACAGUGACAAAAAGAAGUGUUUAGCUGUCCCUGUGUGGGACACAUACACACUGCUCCUGGGUCAGGCUGGGUCUCAGACUCCUCCUGAAAAGGUGGAAAGGUUUGCUUUCUACGAACGAGCCAAGAAAGCCUUCGCUGUUGUAGCAACAGGGGAAACAGCUCUGUAUGGAAACCUGAUACUGAAAAAGGGGGUCAUUCCUGCAGAGCUGCUACAGUGACACACACACACACACACACACACACACUCACACACACACACACACACACACACACACACACACACACACACAUACACAUUAACACAUAAGUAAUGAUGAUCUAAUGAGCUGAUGAUGAUUUCAGUCACAACUGUAAUUCUUUCUAGUGAAAAUCAAAAGAUGGUGAAUAUUUUUGCAUUAAACUAAUUUUCAAUUUAGUUCAGUUUCCACCAGAAGCUGUGAAUUCAAAACACAAUUUAUUCUUGUUCAUGUGUAAUUAAUACUGUAAAUACAAUCUGAGUAAUCUUCAGUUUACAGAAUUCAUGUGAAUAACUUCUGCGUUGUACAUACAUUUCAAUAAAUAAAACCCAUCAAGUUUUUGAUGAGUGUGUUAAAGUACCUUUAUCUUUGAGAUUUUGACAUGUUCAUUGUCACUGAGGACAGUUUAAUAGAUUCAAAUCAUCACUUCUGAUUUAUUUACCUCUUGCAGCCACCGUCUCCUAUCUGUAUCUGAUUUGAAAUGAUAAGGAUCUACAUAAGUUGAGCUGUUAUUGAAAGAUCACAGGUGGUAUAGAUCAUCCAGAUCUUCCUCUGGUUCGCUGUGCUUUCUCGGAAAUGGCAAAUCAGCAGGAACGGCAGUUCUAGUAUCAACUUGGUAAGGGAUGGGCUUCAGGACAUCUUUGUGGUACAGGUCGUCCAUGUCCUCUUCUGGUUCGGAGUGUGCAACGCGGACCUCUGCACCAGCUUUGUAUCCAGCCACAAGUGGAGCCAGAUAUCCAUCCAGUUCCUCCCUCGCUUUGCGGGAGACUUCAUCCCAGUCCUGCUCGGGUUCUUCUGAAGCCACCUUAAUGAAAACAGGGUGGUCCACAUCAUCUUUAUCCUCUGGUUCCUGAUUGUACUUGAUGUCGGCCUCUUCAUGCGAGGACUCUGCCUGGAUGUUGGCAGCAGGGUGGGCAUCCAGGUCUUGGAUUUGAACUUUGAGGAGAUGAGCCACAGAAGGAUGGUACAGCUCAUCCAAGUCUUCUUCGGCCUUCAGGGGCUGUUGGUCCUGUCCACCGCCUGUCAUACUCUUCCAAAUCUUCAUCUGAGGGUCAAUGUCAUAGUCCGUCCUAUCCAUGUCCUCUGGAGGCUCCACUUCGAUUCCCCAGGAAAUCUUCCCUUUGUCAUCUUUGUACCUGAAAUAAAAAUCAUGCAAUCUCA